AUGGCGUCAAAUGCCAGCCACAUGUUGGAGGCUGCCUUGGAGCAAAUGGAUGACAUUAUUGCUGGCAAAAUGGGUGAAGGGCUCCUUGGUGCUCUUAUGCGGUUAGGGGGGCAGGACUGCCAAGCCACAGAAUGUACCUCACAGUUGACCCUUGCCCCGCUCGUGGACCCCGCCCUCAAGGCUCUCCAGCUGACUGAGGCCCUCAGGGCAGUGCUGGAGGGGCAGGGGAGUGAGGAAAAACAGGACUCCCUCAGGAAACAAGUCUCCACUGAUACGGCACAUACCAUACUAAAAUGGCUUGAGAGAGAUGAGGUAAACCUCCAUUCAACUGGCAAUAGUGAGUCGUACCAGGACCGGUUAUCACGUCUGGAGGGAGACAAAGAGUCACUUAUCCUGCAGGUGAGCGUGCUGACGGACCAGGUGGAAGCUCAAGGAGCCAAGAUCAGCGAUCUUCAGAUUUCUUUGGUGGAGCAUCAGCACAAACUCAACUCCACAGAGGAGAUGCUACAGCAGGAGCUCCUGCAUAGGACGUCACUGGAGACCCAGAAGCUGAAUCUUAUGGGGGAGGUGUCCUACCUGAAACUAAAGCUGGCAGACAUGGAGGGAAAACAGGGCCAGGGGGCUGAAAGGCAGCAGAAAGCAGAGACUGUAGUGAAUUUCAUUAGUGAGCUGCAGGAGCAGAUGUGUAGGUUUCAGGAGGAGAUCAAUAGCAAGAUCCAGGAGAAAAAGGCCUUGGAGAUCCCAGCUGACAGCAGCUCUCCAGUGGCGUGCCCCACUGAGGACGAGGACUCAAACCCCGGGCCGUCUUGUGACAGACCCUCGGGGGUGAUGCACAAACUAGAAGAGGCUCCAGAUGGGCCUGAUGGGAACACACACAGCCUGGAAGAGGGUAGCUCAGAUGCAGAGCAGCAGAACCACUGUGGAGACGAAAGUGGCUUAUUGAAAGAGCUCAGGAUUCUCAAAGACAAAGUGGAGCAUCUGGAGGACCAGAAGUUACAGUAUGAGAAGAAACUCAAAGCAACAAAGGCAGAGAUCAGCAGCCUUCAGCAGCUUCUGCUCAGUAAGAAUACUGAGAUCGAGAGCUUGCACACUCAGCUGCUGGCCAGACCUCCUCUUUCCCCCGAGAGCUCUGAGAGAGAGGAGAUGUACAGGAAGAGGCUAAACACCAAAUACCAAGAACUGCAGAGGCUUAGGAGUGGAAUGAAAUCACUGGUGGCUGCCAAUGAUGAAAAGGACCGACGUAUUGAAGAGCUCACUCUGCUUCUGAAUCAGUGCAGGCAAUUCAGAGAGGCCACUCACCCCACACGGCAAGCUCCACCUGCUGUUCGCUCACUGUCAAAUGGCAGGACUCCGUCAAGCAGCAGUGAGGAAGAAGAGCAUUUACUGAUGAAGAAUACUGACUCUGCCAGUGCAAAAUCUGUGGAUGUCAAGUCUGAAGUUUCCACAAUCAGUUCUUCUUCUUCACAACAAACAUCUAUUUCAUCAGCACAGAAGGACAGUGAUUCCAGAUCAGAACAGCAGACUUUAUCAAGCAGCAUGAAUGACCUAACAAAUGGACCUUUACAAAAGAGUGUUCUGGAUGACACCAGAAGUCAGACGCUGCCUGUGAAUUCCUCGCUGUCAGAGCAGAAUGGCAGCGGAGACAGCAGCAGUGAAAUCCAGAGUCACAGGUCUCCAGAUGGGAGCGAAGAUGGAGACUCCAGCCAAAGGAAGUUGGAGAAAGUCGAUGACAGCACUUCAAGCAAUAGUUCCCCUGUUCAUUCUGGAGCAAACUCACAGCCAGGCCAACGAGCUGUGGGCUCACCAGAAUAUAUGAAGAAUAACAGAAGCUUUAAGAGGCUCUGGGGAAAACUUCGAAGAACCCAGUCUGGAGGGCUCCAGGCAGCUGAUCCAGAUGCUGGUCAGUUUAGAAGAGGAGGUCUGCGUGCUACAGCAGGACCCAGACUGACCAGGACUCCUGAAUCUUAUAACCCUGCACGUGAUAUGAAUGUGCCGUUCAGCCAGUGGACCAAGGAGCAGGUAUGUGGCUGGCUAGAGGACUAUGGACUGGGCCAGUAUGUCAAUCUCACCAGGCAGUGGGUUGAAAACGGACAGACGCUGCUCUCUGCUACACCUCAGGACGUUGAGAAGGAGAUGGGUAUGAAGAAUCCACUGCACAGGAAGAAGCUGCAGCUCGCUCUGAAAGCAUUCACCACCAAAGUUGUAGAGAAAUCGGCAGAGCUGGACUACAUCUGGGUCACCCGCUGGUUGGAUGAUAUUGGUUUGCCACAGUAUAAAGAUCACUUCCAUGAAGCUCGAGUGGAUGGCCGAAUGAUACAAUACCUCACAGUGAAUGACCUCUUGACUCUAAAGGUCACCAGCCAGCUUCAUCAUCUCAGCAUUAAAUGUGCCAUCCAUGUCCUUCAUGUCAACAAAUUCAACCCUAACUGUCUUCGGCGUAGGCCAGGUGAAGAGAAACAGCCCUCUCCCUCAGAGGUGGUGCAGUGGUCUAACCAUCGCGUGAUGGAGUGGCUGAGAGCCGUGGAUCUAGCUGAGUAUGCUCCUAAUCUACGGGGCAGCGGUGUUCACGGUGGGCUCAUUAUCCUGGAGCCUCGCUUCAGCUCAGAGACUUUGGCCCUGCUGUUGAAUAUUCCUCCACAGAAGACUUUGCUCCGCCGCCACCUCGCCACUGCCUUCUCCGCCCUGGUGGGGCAUCAGGCCACACAGGAGAAGCGAGAGUAUGGCAAUGCCACAGGCCAUGUGCCCCUCACUACCACUGCUAAAGUAAAGCCAAAGAAGCUGGGCUUCACCCAAUUCAGUCACCUCAGAAAGAGGAAACCUGAUGAAUCUGCAGACUACAUCUGCCCAAUAGACAGUGCGGCGCUCACAGUGAAUGGGGUUACCCGCUUGACCUCUGCAACACUUAAGGGCCUGAGCCCCACCUUGGACAGACAGGCUGAGAGGAGGGAGCAAGUGGGGAUCAAAGCUCAGGCUAAUGGCCCAAAACAAGAAUUAAAAACUACAGCACACUCCCCUCUCACUCACUAAAUGACUUUGUGAAUCAGUGGAAAUUCGGAUGCUGAAAUGUACCCAACAUGAAUCCAUGUGGUGACUUGCUGGAUGGGCUGCAAAUAUGCUGUUUUAAGCAGGUAAUGUUAAUUGUUGUCAGGCUUUACUCAUGAAUGGUUCGUAUUUAUUCCUAUGAAAAGUGAAGUAAUGCACUAGGUUUCGUAGCUAUUGUGUCUGUUUCUGUAGCAUACAGACCGUGGACACAUUAAAGGCAGGUGGGAGGGGAGGUGGCAGACACUAACCCAAAUCUUUGACCCAGGAGAUCAGGGUUUGUGUCGCAGCUGAGACUUCUUUACUCAUGUUCUACAUCACCGAUAUAACAGCGUCCAGUAGUUCUAAGUAGUUAUUCUAAGUCUAACUCUGUGCUUUUCUCCUAACCUUAAUCAAGUUGUUUAUGUGCCUAACCCUAACCAAUGAGGUUCCACAUCACAUCAUUACCAGUAUGUUCAAAAAAAGCGACCGUUAUUUUAUAGAAUAUCAUAUGAAUUGCAUUGCAUAUGUUUUCGUAAGAAAUCAUACAAACCUGUUCAUGAGGAUAUAUAAUUGUUGUUGUUGUUAUUAAUAAUGUAUUUUAACCUGAUGUUGCUUUAGCAAUAUUCAUUUCAAAUUGUGAUGAAAGGUGGCAUUGUAUGACUUGUUUUAUGAAAGCUGCUCUCUGCAUUCCUUAUACGGUUGGAUUCCAAAGCUUAUUCUUUUGCUUUCAAUCAAACUAUUUUACUGACCAUUUUGUAUCCAACUUUGCAGAUUUAGUUUGAAUAUUGAUGAACUUUUCUUGUUAUAUAUCUGAAUUGACUGCACAGUAUGAUAACUGACACCAGUUACUUUAAGAAUGUCUUUCAUUCAUGAUUCAUUCUCAGUCUUCUGUAUGACGGACAAAAAAAAAAAAAAAUCAAAAUUGACUUCUUUUUCUUGAUGGUACACAUACUCUUCUGCACCUUUGAAUGAGGUUUGUUUUUUAGGAUUAUCAUACCAAAUGUUGCCUUGUUUCCUAAGAUCAUUGUGAAUAUGCAGUAUAUAUAAUAAUAAUAUAAUAAACAUCAGGUCAAGAGUUA
Centropristis striata (black sea bass) is the source of this 4100-nucleotide messenger RNA. It is a transcript of the gene ppfibp2a, whose product is annotated as PPFIA binding protein 2a. The coding region runs from base 1 to 3027 and encodes 1008 amino acids. The transcript has 24 exons. The record is from RefSeq and is a predicted model, not a curated record. Gene Ontology annotation, biological process: neuromuscular junction development. Lineage: Eukaryota; Metazoa; Chordata; Actinopteri; Perciformes; Serranidae. Gene Ontology annotation, cellular component: presynaptic active zone. Gene Ontology annotation, molecular function: protein binding.